Boeremia exigua is the source of this 1158-nucleotide messenger RNA. RefSeq lists its product as uncharacterized. Bases 1 to 1158 code for a protein of 385 amino acids. The record is from RefSeq and is a predicted model, not a curated record. Lineage: Eukaryota; Fungi; Ascomycota; Dothideomycetes; Pleosporales; Didymellaceae. The transcript has 2 exons.
AUGCCGGCCCAGAAGCCCUCGCCGCACCGCUUCAUAGCACCCAACCCCGCGACCCACACGCCAAAGCCAAAACCCGCGUCCAACCUGCGCCAUGCAGUCAGCGCACACACCCCGACAGCGAUCCCUGCGCUGCAGUUCAAGAAGAUCACGCCUGCGAAGAGAUUCGUAGUCGCGCCGACACAGCGACAGCACGGCGACGCGACGCCCCGCCCCGACCGCGUCGAGGAGCCUGAUUCGAGUGCAUCGACUGAUUAUACGCCGCGGCCUCGGCAGCGGAAGUUGGGGCGCGUCGAGAGCAUCGAGGAAGCCUCGCAGUCGAGUCCGUCGCGGCCUGCGGAGGAUGUGCAUGUGCUGCACACAAUUGAGUACGAAGGCGGAGAGGAAGACGAAGAGGAAGCAGCAACCACGCCGCGAGAUACCGACGAUGACGACGAGAUUCUGUUCCCCGAAGCAAAACGGCGUCGCAUCUCCACCCCGCCGUCACUCCGUCACUCUCCACCCCCAGACACGCCUCUUCCAAACGCACCACUCCGCUUCCGCUUCCCGCCACCCCACCCCACUGUGCUUCCUGACGCCCCCACAACACCGGCGCCAGCGCGCCCCUCCUUCCUCCGCCCGCCCCAACCCGCAAUCGCCCAGCCUCCCCGCCCACUACCGGAGCUCUUCUCGCCCUCACGCAAAGCGCACCGAUACGUCCCCGGCGGCCUGGCUUCAACGCUGCAGACAUGGCUCAUUGAAGCUGCGGCGGGGGCGACAUCCGGGCGCGGUGUGGCCAGACUUUCCAGCACCCCAUGGGCGACCGAGAGACCGCGCGACGACGGCGUGCGGUUCGCGGUGCGCGUUGCUAGUCUGAGGACAGGGACGGCGGCACACAUGCAGACGCAGACAGAAGCGCACUGCCCCCCAUCGACCCUGCUUUUCAUCGCUGGUCCGACACAAUCCACGUCCACAGUCACAGAAGACGCAGAAGACGCAGAACAAGUCCAAGAAAUCAGAAAAGUUCUUCUCACGGCCCAACCCACCACACGCAAUGCCUCCACGGCACCCAUCAAGAUCAGGGUCGGCAGUGUGAUAGGCGUGCGCGCGCCGACGUGGGAUAUUGUCGUUGGAGGGGAGACUUGGGGGGUUGGGGUUGAGUGGGCUGUGCUUGUGCCGUGA